AUGUCAUCUCCAGCACGUCAAUCCCCGGCAUUAUCACCAUCACCAUCACCUCCACCAACAUUUCAUUCUCCAAUACUUCCCGAAGCUCCAAAGGAGAGUGCUGUACUUAUCAUCGCACCCAUUACCUUCAUCUCAUUUAUCAUAUCGCUCUUCCUCAUCGACAGGCGCAAUAGUUCUCUUCGAAUUCAUCAACAUUCAGAACCCCGCACAUAUCCAGAUACUUUCCUCGGGCGCAUUCAAGGUUAUCUACACAGAUUGAUCUUUAAACCACAACCAUAUGCAUACGUCAAAUCACCGUAUCGAGACCAAAAUGCGGAAGGAGAUAGGAAAAGGGAACAGGAGCCGUGGCAUUGGCAUACUAAACAGAAGAAGAUGAUGAAGAUGGAGGUUUCGGAUGCUUUUAAACUUCGACAAUGGGUGGUGGUUGGAAUGGCAGUUGUGGCGGUUGUGAUGGGUUUGCUCAUGUUAUUUCUUGGGCAUUGGAUAAGGCAGAUGUGGGUUUGA
Sclerotinia borealis F-4128 is the source of this 504-nucleotide messenger RNA. Lineage: Eukaryota; Fungi; Ascomycota; Leotiomycetes; Helotiales; Sclerotiniaceae. The record is from the annotation of a GenBank genome assembly.